This is a messenger RNA of Parastagonospora nodorum SN15, 792 nucleotides long. RefSeq lists its product as hypothetical. Gene Ontology annotation, molecular function: iron ion binding; iron-sulfur cluster binding. Gene Ontology annotation, biological process: iron-sulfur cluster assembly. Lineage: Eukaryota; Fungi; Ascomycota; Dothideomycetes; Pleosporales; Phaeosphaeriaceae. The record is from RefSeq and is a predicted model, not a curated record. Gene Ontology annotation, cellular component: mitochondrion. The transcript has 2 exons. Bases 1 to 792 code for a protein of 263 amino acids.
AUGCAGCAGCGUACACAGAAUGCCGCGCCCAGUAGCCGCGAACGUCACACGACGAAAUAUGAUCAAUCCAAAACAGAGCCCACGCCAAACGACGAUGCCCUCAAAUUCAACCCCAACCAACGCGUCCUCCCUGAAUCAAUAUCCUCGCCUUUCCUCGAAUACCUCAACCCGCGCUCCACCCUCGCGCCCCCGCACCCCUCCCCCCUCGCCGCCCAACUCCUCAACAUCGACGGCGUAACCUCUGUCUUCCUCGGCCUCGACCACAUCACCGUGACAAAAGACACGUCUACGCCCUGGGCGCACAUCAAGCCCGAAGUUUUCGCCAUCAUCAACGAAUUCAUGACCUCGGGACAGCCGCUCGUCAACACCAUCGCGGACAAGGGCAACGAGCAAGGCCAGGGAAACUCCGAAGUCGACUCCCUCGCCUACGACGAAAACGACUCGGAAGUUGUGCAGAUGAUCAAAGAACUGCUGGAGACGCGCAUUCGCCCAUCUAUCCAGGAGGACGGCGGCGAUAUUGAUUUCCGCGGGUUCAACGACGGGCAGGUUUUGUUGAAGUUGAGGGGCGCGUGUAGGACGUGCGAUAGUAGCACUGUGACGCUCAAGAAUGGCAUUGAGAGCAUGUUGAUGCAUUAUAUUGAGGAGGUCAAGGGCGUGCAGCAGGUGCUGGAUCAGGAGGAGGAGAUUGCGAUCCAGGAGUUUGCCAAGUUUGAAGAGAAGUUGAGGCAGCAGAAGGGGCCGGAUGCAGCGCCGUCGACGGUGGGGAAGGGUACUUUGGAUACGGUGCAGUAG